UUCGUUGAGCACGAAGCUGGCGUCCGCGUCACCAACUCCUGACCUAGAGCUCGCACCUCUCAGCCUCGCACCGUCGCACGCUCGUGCGGCCCCAGCCAGCGAAGCAGCCAGAGCUCCCCGCCCCCGCACAAAGCUAGGGUUACUGCAGCCGCCGCCCCUCCGGCAGGCCCUCCGCCGGCGCGCCCUCCGCGGUGUUCCCCGCCCGUCCCGCCGUCCAGUACCUCCGCCCCUCCCGUCCCCUGCCUCCGGCCCUCCAGCCUUCCGGCCCGUCCGGCCCUCUCCUGCACCGCCGACCAGAGGAGAGGAGUUUGUCUGACUUCUCCAAUCAGAGCAUUGCAGAGGGAAAAUAGUAAUGGAGUUGAUAAAUGCUAACCCUGUGAUUCAUGAGAAAAGGGAGAGGCGCAUCCGGCAGGCACCAGAAAACAUAGAUGAAAAUGCACCAGAGGCCAUAGACCAGCUUGAAAUAUUUGAUCAUAUUAGAGACAUAAAGGACCCAGAACAUCCAUACUCAUUGGAAGACCUUAAUGUGGUAAAUGAAGACUCAGUCGAAAUCAAUGAUGAACUUAGUCAUGUCAGGGUUACUUUCACCCCAACAGUGGAGCAUUGCAGUAUGGCCACUAUCAUUGGCCUUUGCUUACGUGUGAAGCUCAUGCGGAGUCUUCCACCUCGUUACAAGGUGGACAUACGGUUGACGCCUGGAUCACAUGCAACUGAAGCUGCCGUGAACAAGCAACUGAGUGACAAAGAACGCGUCGCGGCCGCGCUGGAGAAUUCAAACCUGCUGGACAUAGUGGAGGAGUGCCUGUCACCGACGCUCGGCUGAGACCUGAGUAGGACUGGAAACCAGUGCGUGGAUACAUUCCCAGACUACAGGAGAUUACAUAUGCUAUGCCACUCAGCAUAUUAUUACUUUGAUUGAUGUUUGAGAAGAAUUCUUUAAUUAGGUGGCGCAGGACGUGUGCAUGAAUUCUGAGGCCCUGCGCCUCUCUGAGAACGUUGCUGCCGCUUAAGCUCUCGUAUCGUAGUGCCAGUAUGUAGGUCGUCGAGUGCUGCUAUUUUUUUCUUGGAGGAACUGGGUGCUGCUAUGUUUUUGUACGGUGCUGAUUGUACAUCGAGGGAUGUAGUGUGGUGGUCCGUGCUGUAAAAUUUUGUCAUGUUUACGGAGAAGGGUCUAUGUUUAUCCUUUUUUUAACCUCA
This is a messenger RNA of Triticum dicoccoides, 1197 nucleotides long. RefSeq names its product protein AE7-like. The transcript has 6 exons. The coding region runs from base 353 to 823 and encodes 156 amino acids. Lineage: Eukaryota; Viridiplantae; Streptophyta; Magnoliopsida; Poales; Poaceae. The record is from RefSeq and is a predicted model, not a curated record.